AUGGUAAUUAUUCUUUAAUAGAUAAAAACAAAAGAAAAAUAUUUUUCCAGAAAUGAAUACCAGAAAUGAGCUUGCAUUAUCUAUCAUAGACUUCUUAAAGUCCGAAAAAGAAAGUGGUCGUUUGGGUGAGGAUGGAACAGAAGCUUUAGAAGUUGCAAUUGAUUGUUUACAGAAUGCUUAUGGUCUGCAAGAUUCAAAUACUUCAUCAUUAAACCUUUUAGACAUAUGUGAUGUGGCACUGAAUAAUUCUCCUAAAACAAAACCUGUGACAGAUGAUCAUAAAAAGCAAGCAGAAGACUUAAAAAGCCAAGGAAAUGACUUGAUGAAACAGGAACAAUAUUUAGAAGCAAUCACAUGUUAUACAAAAGCAAUUGAUUUAAAUCCAAGUAAUGCAGUGUAUUAUUGCAACAGAGCUGCUGCACAUACUAAGUUAAAUGAAAACGAAAAAGCUAUUGUUGAUUGUGAAAAAGCCUUGUCAAUUGAUGCAAAUUAUAGCAAAGCCUAUGGCAGAAUGGGAUUAGUAUACUUGAAUGGAAAAAAAUACGAGAAGUCAAUUCGCUGUUACGAAAAGGCUGUCCAUCUGGAACCUUCAAAUAAUUCCUACAAACAAAAUUUAGAACUGGCAAGAGAGCAGAUGAAAUCAGAACAACCCAGUGUAGCAGCAGCUCCAACAGCUGCAAAUCCUCUGGCAGGACUUGAUCUGGGAUCACUUCUUUCAAAUCCUGCAGUUAUGAACAUGGCUCAAAGUUUUAUGCAGAAUCCACAAAUGCAAAAUAUGUUUUCUAGUAUGAUGGGUGGCCCGCCUCCUUCACAACCACCACAAGAAAAUACAGGAGAAGAGGCUACGGCAAAUCCCCAACCUGAAGGGGUUGGCACUGGAUUUCAAAUGCCAGCUGGUCUUGACUUGGGGAAUAUAAUGAAUGCAACACAACAAUUCGCUGAACAAAUGCGUCAAACCAAUCCAGACCUUGUCAACAAUUUAAGGUCGCAGUUCCAGCAAGGACAACAUCCGACCGAAACUCCGCCUACAAAAGAAGAUGAUCCACCACCAUCUGGCGGUGGGAAUUAACGUCGUCUGAAUAUUUUUUUACUAUGAAUAUAUGGUAGUAAAUAA
Messenger RNA from Hydractinia symbiolongicarpus, 1114 nucleotides. RefSeq names its product small glutamine-rich tetratricopeptide repeat-containing protein alpha-like. The transcript is spliced from 11 exons. Gene Ontology annotation, molecular function: molecular adaptor activity; protein binding. Gene Ontology annotation, cellular component: membrane; TRC complex. The coding region runs from base 53 to 1069 and encodes 338 amino acids. NCBI's taxonomy places the organism in Eukaryota, Metazoa, Cnidaria, Hydrozoa, Anthoathecata, Hydractiniidae. The record is from RefSeq and is a predicted model, not a curated record. Gene Ontology annotation, biological process: post-translational protein targeting to endoplasmic reticulum membrane.